This is a messenger RNA of Mangifera indica (mango), 1047 nucleotides long. Its product is annotated as histone deacetylase 5. The transcript has 6 exons. The record is from RefSeq and is a predicted model, not a curated record. Bases 137 to 829 code for a protein of 230 amino acids. Lineage: Eukaryota; Viridiplantae; Streptophyta; Magnoliopsida; Sapindales; Anacardiaceae.
AUUAUUCACUUUUCUCUAUUUUUCCUUUUUAUUUCAAAAAUUAAAAACGGUUGCCUCGAGCUUUUCUCCCUCGAUACUUCCUCACAUUGACUAAGAGAGCCAAAGAUUAGGGCGGAGCGGGAGGACGAAGUCGAACAUGGAGAUGCAAUCAGCUGAAGUGGCCACAAAGUCUGCCACUUGGAGAUCAGAGCUCGCAAAGAUUGAUGUUUGGUAUGCCUCUUUUGGGUCUAAUAUGUGGAAACCAAGAUUCCUUUCCUAUAUUCAAGGUGGACAGGUGGAAGGCAUGAAAAAGGCUUGCAGUGGUUCAAUGGAUAGAAACCCACCAAAAGAGACUCUGUGGAAGACUUUUCCUCACCGGUUAUUCUUUGGUCGGAAUUCUACCUGCACAUGGGGUCCUGGAGGGGUUGCUUUCCUUAAUCCCGAAUCUAACAACCAGGAAAAGACUUACCUGUGCCUAUAUAGAAUAACGCUAGAACAGUACAAUGAUGUUUUGCUGCAGGAAAAUUCUCCAACCAAUGAAAAGUAUUCUCCUUUUCUUGAUAUUACUGCUUUGAACUCUAUUGCAGACAAGAAGUCCAUUUCUUUAGAGGCUCUCAAGAAGGGCUGGUAUCAUAACGUUGUUUAUUUGGGAAAGGAGCGCGAUAUCCCUAUACUAACAAUGACAUGCUCACUUUCGGAUGUUGAAAGCUUCAAAUCCGGGGAGAUUCCUCUGCGUGCUCCAGCUGUAGAAUACGCCAAUGUCUUAAUAAGAGGGCUGGUAGAAGGGGGACAACUAUCAGAAAAAGAAGCCAUGGCUUACAUACAGGAAGCUUCUACCAAACGACUGUGAGUACCAUCUCUGUAUCAGUAUUUUAACUUUCUGAAAGCAAAACCUUGGUAGUUCAGACCAAAAAAAAAAAAAAUGCAUUCCUGAUUAGAGCUGAAAAACUGAAGCAUUGGUGGAGUGGUGGGAAAUUUGAUUUGGAUUAUGUAUUUAUAUAGUGUAUUAUCAAAUGAACACUAUAUAUGUACCCGUUAUGAAUACAUAAAUAGAUAUAUAUUUAUUUA